Molecule: messenger RNA, 1249 nt
Organism: Abrus precatorius (Indian licorice)
Lineage: Eukaryota; Viridiplantae; Streptophyta; Magnoliopsida; Fabales; Fabaceae
Product: calmodulin-binding protein 60 B-like
Exons: 7
Coding region: 1-1143 (380 amino acids)
Biological process (GO): regulation of salicylic acid biosynthetic process
Cellular component (GO): nucleus
Molecular function (GO): calmodulin binding; sequence-specific DNA binding; DNA-binding transcription factor activity
Source: RefSeq, a predicted model, not a curated record
AUGGAAUCAAAAAGACAACACCAGCAGGAGGAGGAGGGUGAUGAAAGGGGUGUUCAAAUUCAACAUUCAAAGCGGAGACGCGAAGAUUCACAACAAUCAGAGACCAGCCGCACCAUAACAAAUUUUGGCUCUCUAUUUCACUUAACGAAUGAUGAUAUGAUGCCGUGCUUGUCAGAGUUAGUUAAGAAAGUGGUAAGUGACGUGUUGAAAACCCGACUAUUUCCAAGCCCAACUAGUAAUCGGAAUGGAAUAUCUGGAGCCAAACCCUUUCGGUUGGUUUUCAAGAAUAAAUUGCCUGCUACAAUAUUUACUUUCACAAAGAUCAAAGCUGAAGACAACACUCUUGUUGAAGUCGCUCUUUAUGAUAUUAAAUCUCAGUCUAUUGUCGCUGAGGGUCCACUUGCUUCGACCAAGAUAGAGAUUUGUGUCCUUAAUGGCGAGUUCGGCUCCGAUGGCAAUGAAGAUUGGACUGCUGAUGAAUUCGAGGACAAAAUCUUGCCUCCAAGAGACAAUAAAGGGAAGUUACUGAAAGGAGAUACGGUUAUUACAUUAAAAAAUGGAGUUGGUUGGUUAACCAACAAUAUGAUUACCGACAACUCAAGCAGGACCCGAAGCCGACACUUUAGGUUAGGAGCCAAGGUUGUUCUAUCAAAUUUGAAUGAGGCAAACAUCAGGGAAGGUAGAAGUGAACCUUUUAUUGUCAAGGAUGCCAGAGGAGAGGUGAAUCAGAAACACUAUCCUCCAUCUCUGAAGGACAAUAUAUGGCAUUUGAAAUAUAUAUCAAAAUAUGGGAAAACUCAUGAGCGAUUAGCUGAAUAUGGGAUAAAAACUGUUGAGGAUCUGUUGCUGCGGAAUGAAACCAAUCCAUCAUCUUUGCCAGAGAUAUUUGGCAACGUUUCAAAAAAGCGACGGGAAGCAAUCAUUGAGCAUGCUAAGACUAGUGUUGCUGAAACGACAUUUGACGGACCAAAUUACCCUUCACAAAAUACUGUCGACUCUAACGAGGAGCAGUUGGUGGAUGCUCUCCAAAAUGUCCAAGAUUUGUUUCCAGUUGACCAGACGUCAGUUCACAGCUUACCAUCAGCGGGACAAUCUCCAGAUUUGCAAUCACUUUAUUUGCCAACUGCUCAGCAAGGUUUGUAAUUCUGUCUCAUGCAGGUGUAUGUGAAACCAUGCAUAAACAGUCUAGUGCAAAAUCCUCAGGUAAGCGAAAAUUAAUGCAAAGAUAUAAUUCCAUAAGUAAAUUAAG